AAAAGAGAAAAUGAAGGUAAUCAGAAUGUCGAUUCUUCUCCCAUUGAUCGGCCUCCUCCUCCUCGCCACCGCCGGCACCGGUGAUGCACACAACAUCACACACAUCUUGGCCAAGUACCCAGAAUUCUCAACCUUCAAUCACUACCUCACAACCACCCACCUCGCGGCAGAGAUCAACCGCCGCCGCACAAUCACAGUGUGCGCAGUUGACAACUCCGGCAUGAGCGAACUUCUCUCCGGCCAUUACUCCCUCUACACUAUCAAGAACAUCCUCCGCCUCCACAUAUUCGCCGACUACUUCGGCUCCAAGAAGCUCCACCACAUCACAAAGGGCUCCACCACCACCUCCUCCCUCUUCCAAGCCACCGGCGACGCCUCCGGCACCUUCGGAUACGUCAACAUCACCAACAUGAAAGGCGGCAAAAUCGGCUUCACCCCCGUCGUCGUCAGCGACACCCGGCCGGACGGCCAACCCAUGGCCACAUUCGUCAAAUCUGUAGAGGAGUUUCCGUACAACAUCUCCGUCAUCCAAAUCAGCCACAUUCUCUCCUCGCCGGAUGCUGAAGCCCCCACCGCCAGCCCCACCGACGUAAACAUAACUACUCUCAUGGCGGAGCAAGGCUGCAAGUCCUUCUCCGACCUCAUAAUGGCGGACUCAGGCGUCGGAGACACCUUCGCUCUGAGCGUCGAGGGUGGGCUCACCAUCUUCUGCCCGUCGGACUCCGCCGUCAAAUCCUUCAUCCCCAGUUACAAGAAUCUUACAUCCGGCGGCAAAACGUCGCUGCUUCUGUACCACGGCGUUCCGGUGUACAAUUCGUUGGUAAUGCUGAGAUCCAGCAAAGGACUGAUGAACACUCUGGCCAGUGAGGCGGCCGGAAAAUACGACUUCACGGUGGAGAAAGACGGCGAAGAUGUGAAGCUGCAGACCAAAAUUGUGACGGCGAUGAUUAACGAAACACUGAUCGACGAGGACCCACUCGUUGUUUAUAAGAUCGAUAAGGUGCUGCUGCCCAACGAGUUGUUCCACGAGGUGCCGGCGAAGUUGAAGUCCCACGGCGGAGCGGAUGCUCCUGGUCCCGUUUUUAAGUAA
This is a messenger RNA of Erythranthe guttata (spotted monkey flower), 1090 nucleotides long. The record is from RefSeq and is a predicted model, not a curated record. Lineage: Eukaryota; Viridiplantae; Streptophyta; Magnoliopsida; Lamiales; Phrymaceae.